GAAAGGAGUUAAAUAUAUUUGUAGAGCAGUUUUAGUAAAUCACUCAUCAGAUACAGAAUAGUUUUUCUGCAUCCAACAUCCGAAAGUAUCACAGUUCAAGUUGCAGCAUGGAUCUGCAGACAAAAAUACUGUUCAGCUGGAUUUGUCUUCAAGUGAUCUUUGCCUCUGUUUUUUCGGAUGUGUGGAAAGCAGAAGUUGCCACUCCAAUCGAGGCCCUGGUGUCAUCUUGUGUCGUGUUGCCCUGCACGUUUAAUUACCCUGCUGCUCAGUAUCCUGAGUCUCUGGUGAAGGGAAUCUGGCACAAAACAGGAGACACGGUGCAUCGUAUCUAUGAUGCAGAUAGCUAUAAUGUUGUAGACAACUUUAAAGAUCGCACAAGGCUUGUUGGUCGAUUGGGUCAGAAGAACUGCACACUGGAAAUUAAUGGAGUGAAAGACCACGACAUUGGUCCAUACUGUUUUAGAGCUGAAAUCAAAAAUUUUGAUAAAUUCUCUUUUGAGGAGGCGUGUGUGCGCAUCAAUAUGAUACCUGAACCACAUAAACCAUCUCUGGAUCAUGACGAAUCUGUGACAGAGGGACUUCCUACCCUGUUCAAGUGUUAUGUCACACACACCUGUCCCACACACCCCCCAACUAUUGAAUGGAGUCGUUCAGAUGUUAAACCCCGUGUGACCAAUAAGCACAAUGGCCAUGGAGUUUGGGAGGUGGAGUCCCUCCUGUCCUUCACUGCCACACAGGAGGAUGAUCACAAGGACAUCACCUGCACUGUCACUUUCCACGGCGACAUCAAAUCUCAAGUUACUCACAAGAUAUACGUAAAACGUAAAGAAAAUUACUCUCACAUCAUUAUUCCUGUGGUUGCUGUGCUUGGAACCAUCAUUCUAUUUGGAACAGGAUGUUUCUUCGUGAUCAAGAGAUACAAGAAACAGAUUCAAGACCUCCAAUCUGGAAAUGGAGGGGCAGGCUCUGUGGAUUUGGCAAAGGUAAUUCUUGAAAUGGAGGAGCUGGGACUGGAGGUGAACCAGAUUUUGUUUUCUAAAUCCACCCUGGUUACCUGUAGAAACCUCUCCACAUCCCAGAAAGAAGAAGUUACCAAGUUACUGAGUUUCUGAUGUGUUUUCUCCCUUGCAUUUUCACACUCAUCUCAUAGAACACUGCACUGAGACUCUUGGACAGAAUCCUCAAGUAUUGAAAUUUCCAGUAUUUGGACUUCUAUCUUCGUUUGCAUAUAUAGAUCUGAAUAUAUGUGAGGCUGUUUCUCUAAUUUAUGCUGCAUUAUUAAAGUUUUCAUUUGACUUAAUUUUCUUUUCUACAGAUAUUAUCAUAUAUUUAAUGGUACUUCAGUGAGUCAGUUGAAGUAUGACCCCUGAUCAAGUGGUGCCUUGACAACCUAUUAUCUGCUGCACCUGAUGGUUUUUUAACCAGUCUUCUGUCAACACAAUGGAAAACACUAACUCGUUCUAGUGUAUGUAGCAAACAUCAUGAGAAUGUCCAGAGACCUUUACUCUUUAUUAAAAUAGCACUGUAGCUUUGAUUUUUGUCAGAGCUCUGAACCA
Messenger RNA from Hemibagrus wyckioides, 1556 nucleotides. Its product is annotated as myelin-associated glycoprotein-like. The coding region runs from base 108 to 1112 and encodes 334 amino acids. NCBI's taxonomy places the organism in Eukaryota, Metazoa, Chordata, Actinopteri, Siluriformes, Bagridae. The record is from RefSeq and is a predicted model, not a curated record. The transcript has 7 exons.